This is a messenger RNA of Knipowitschia caucasica, 3387 nucleotides long. The record is from the annotation of a GenBank genome assembly. Lineage: Eukaryota; Metazoa; Chordata; Actinopteri; Gobiiformes; Gobiidae.
AUGCCUUCAGAUCGCUCUGCUCAGCUCUUUAUAGACAUGCACGCUCCUCCUCUGCACAUAAGCGACGAUGUGGAUUUCUUUGGUGUACAGGAUGCAUCCAUUACAUCGGUGUCUGAUGUAGCAUCAGAGAGGUUCUUUUCUCACACCACUCCCAAAGGUGUGCCAACGAAUGAUAAUCCCGAGUCUAAGAGUUGUACGUCAGCGAAGGUUUCCGGGCUGCACCGCGGUCAGGAGUACAACAGCAGCAUUGAGGUGCCCUUUGCGCCUCCCGUGCCCAGCCCCACCCCGGCAUCGGCCCCCACAGGCUCGCCCGCCCCGGCUGCAGCGGCGGCCCCCCCGCAGCCGCCCAGGUCCCGACUGUCCUCACCGCCUCCACUCAGCGUGAAGAAGGAGCAGCCACAGCCGCCUCUCCCCCUGCUGCCCUCCACCCCGCCCCUACUGAGGGCAUCGCCUCACCCCCUGUCCCACCAAGCUCUGCACCCACACUUGCACCAGGACCCGCGAGUUCUGCCACCGCCUUCGCACCACUCCCGCCCGAUCAUCAGCCACCACCACCCCCUGUCCUACAGCAGCCUGCACGACUACAGUCACUGCAGCAGUCCUGUGGGGCUCCCCAAACACCACCUCCCCCCCUCUCCCCAUCAUCACCUCAGCGGGCUGCCCUCCUCAGUGCCCGCUCUGCCUCUGUCCAUAGCCAACCUCUCUACCUCGCACUAUUCCUCCCUACGGAGCCCUGUCCAUCGCCAUCCGGCCAUGUUUGCAACCCCAGCAGCACUGCCACCGCCACCAACCUUACCUACCAACAGUUUAGUGGUGCCCGGGCACCCCGCUGGCACGCCCUACCCAGAUACCAGCCUGUUGAUAUCAUUCAACCAACCAAUCAUGUAUUGCCAGCCUCAUUCGGGGAUUCUGAUUGGCACAUUGUCACAGGCAACUCUCUUACCUCCACCAAUGAGUCCCCACGUAGAAAACCCUCACAGCAUGAGCUGGAGAAACAGAGAUUGCCAGCAUGACCUCCUGAGGCAGGAGCUGAACAACCGCUUCCUGGUUCAGAGUUCGGAGCGGGGCCGGGGGCCUGUGUCGCUCCUGAGGGCCGAGUUUCACCAACACCAGCACAUGCACCAGCACCAACACACCCACCAGCACACCUUCACGCCCUUCCCCAGUCUGCCCCCGGCCAUCUCCGCACCUCCCAUGGUGCGUACCCAGGCCAGAAAUUUUGACAAGUACACCCCCAAGCUGGACAAUCCCUUCAUCCGACAUUCGAAUUUCUUCCCCUCCUACCCCCCCACUAUGCCAGGCAUGCCCCCGCUGCUCCCGCACUCAGGACCCUUCAGCUCGCUGCAGGGAGCCUUCCAGCCCAAGGCAUCGAACCCCAUCGACGUGGCCGGCCGUCCAGGAGCAGUGCCUCACACGCUACUACAGAAAGACCCUCGGAUAACAGAUCCUUACAGGACCUCGGUACGGAAACCUGGCAAGUGGUGUGCAGUGCAUGUCCAGAUCGCAUGGCAGAUCUAUCACCACCAACAGAAAAUGAAGCAGAUGCAGCUGGACCCUCACAAACUGGACAUGAACGGGAAGCUGGACCUGUUCAGUCGACCCCCGGCCCCUGGAGUUUUCCCGGGGUUUCCCUACCCUCACGACCUCGCCCGGCCACUGUUCUCAUCCACAGGACCAGGUCAUCCGGCUGCACAGCACUAUGGCCCCGCCCCACACCCCAGUGGCUUCCUGCCUCCUAGCCAUUUGGCAGGUAAGUAUCCUUUCAGUCGCUCCAGUUCCUUUGGCGGCCUCGGCAACCUUUCAAGCAGUGCCUUCGGAGGAUUAGGCAACCCCUCGCUUGGGUCCAACAGUGUGUUUGGAAGCAAAGAGGGGCCCCCGGGUCUGUCCACUUUCGGCAGCCCCCACCACGACACCUGGAACAGACUCCGACGCACGCCGCCAUCCUUCCCUACGCCGCCGCAGUGGCCCAAAUCCGCAGACAUGGAGCGGAGCAGCUCAGCCAACAGCCACGAACGGGAACGAGAACGAGAACGGGAACGAGAACGAGAAAGAGAGAGGGAGAAACGAGACUCGUCUCUCGGGAAAGAGGAGAAGGACAAGGACAGAGAUUCUGUGGAUCGGAACCGUCACUCCAGCCGCUCCUCUCCUGCCUCUGGGCCGGUCAGUUACCAGAUCAGCAACCUGAUCCGCUCCAACAGUCAGAACUCUACUGACUCAGGACGGCACCACAGCAGCAGUGUGGACCGCAUCAGAGACGGAGACAAGGACCUCCUGGACCGCCACAGAGAGACCAGCAUGCAGGAUGUGAAGGUGAAGGAGAGCCGCUCGCCCAGUAAGGAGCUCCUAGAAAGGAGGUCCUCAGAAGACUGCAUCAAAGCUUCACAGCGCUCCCCGUCUCCGUACUCUAAGACAAUGAUCAAUGAGCAGAGCCUCAAGAUGACAGGACCCCCGCCCACUCUGAAGGACAAUGACAGGAAGGAGCCUGCAGAGAUGCUGCAUAAAGUGAAAAACGACAUGAAGAUAAAAGAGGAGAGAAAGGAGGAGCAGGAGGUCAUGGUGGUGAGCUCUGAACCUGCCCCACAACCACUGUCCCAAACACUCUCUACUCCUGUGUCCCAGCCCGGAAACCCUCAUCACCACCACCCUCCUCUGCAGCAGCCUCCACUGCCCUCACCGCGGGGCCCAGAGCUGUCGGCUCCAGGACUACAUGGUGUCCCAAUGGCACACUCGCUACCCCUUUCCAUGAGCGCUGUACCACAGAUGGGUAGUCUGAAUGUCCUGGACAGGGCUCGGAUGGCCCCCUUCAUGGGUGUCAGUCCCCUGGCAGGAAGAGAGCGCCUGCCCCAUCCUGCCUUCCCCUGGGACCCCCUGAGAGAGGCCUAUCGCAGCCUGGACCUGCAGCGCCGCAUGGACUUCCAGCUACGAGCCGAGGGACACCGCUUCCCCAGUAUGUACGAGCAGGAGCGGGCAUACCGCGAGCGAGAGGCACAUGACUACUCCCACCACGAGCACCUGCUGGAGGUACGGAGGGAACACGAGCGCCUCAGACAGCACGCCGAGGAGCGAGAGCGCAUUCACCUGAGGGAGGAGCUGGACAGAGCCCGCCUGCACCAGCUGCACCAGUCCCCCAUGGAGGGACACCUGCCCCACAUGCCCCCAUUUAUGUCUCCUCUGGGGGGCAUGCCUUACCCCAGACUCAGCCCUUCCACUGGACACAAUGGCCCACUGAAUAGGACACCUCCGACUGCUGCUCUCAGUGCGCCCCCGCCCCUGGUGCCAGCUGCUAAUGCUCGGCCCACAUCUCCCAGAAGGACUACCCCCCUCACCACCCAAGACCCCAGAGAUUACUCCCCAUCUCGAAACCCCAAAGAAGUAGAAGCACGGUAG